Messenger RNA from Erinaceus europaeus (western European hedgehog), 4194 nucleotides. It is a transcript of the gene PIK3C3, whose product is annotated as phosphatidylinositol 3-kinase catalytic subunit type 3. The record is from RefSeq and is a predicted model, not a curated record. Gene Ontology annotation, molecular function: 1-phosphatidylinositol-3-kinase activity. Gene Ontology annotation, cellular component: phagophore assembly site; phosphatidylinositol 3-kinase complex, class III, type II; membrane. Lineage: Eukaryota; Metazoa; Chordata; Mammalia; Eulipotyphla; Erinaceidae. The coding region runs from base 108 to 2771 and encodes 887 amino acids. The transcript is spliced from 25 exons. Gene Ontology annotation, biological process: autophagosome assembly; endocytosis; autophagy of peroxisome.
AAGUGCCCUUGUUAUGGUGUUGAGCCGAAUUGGUCCUGGUGUCCGCAUAACUUGGAGCCAGCAUAAGCUGCAGCCUGUUACAUUGAGAACCUGUUACAUUGAGAGCCAUGGGGGAAGCGGAGAAAUUUCACUACAUAUACAGCUGCGACCUGGACAUUAACGUGCAGCUGAAAAUAGGAAGUUUGGAAGGGAAGAGAGAACAAAAGAGUUAUAAAGCUGUUUUAGAAGAUCCAAUGUUGAAGUUUUCAGGACUGUACCAAGAAACCUGCUCUGAUCUUUAUGUUACUUGUCAAGUUUUUGCAGAAGGGAAACCUCUGGCAUUGCCAGUGAGAACAUCGUACAAGGCAUUCAGUACAAGAUGGAACUGGAACGAGUGGCUCAAAUUGCCUGUGAAGUACCCUGACCUGCCUAGAAAUGCGCAGGUAGCUUUGACCAUAUGGGAUGUGUAUGGGCCAGGAAAGGCAGUUCCCGUGGGAGGAACAACAGUCUCUCUCUUUGGAAAGUACGGCAUGUUUCGCCAAGGAAUGCAUGACUUGAAAGUCUGGCCUAAUGUGGAAGCAGAUGGAUCAGAACCCACAAAAACUCCUGGCAGAACAAGCAGUACUCUCUCAGAAGACCAGAUGAGCCGCCUUGCCAAGCUCACCAAAGCUCAUCGACAAGGACACAUGGUGAAAGUAGAUUGGCUGGACAGACUGACAUUUAGAGAAAUAGAAAUGAUAAAUGAGAGUGAAAAGCGAAGUUCUAAUUUCAUGUACUUGAUGGUUGAAUUUCGAUGUGUCAAGUGUGACGAUAAGGAAUACGGUAUUGUUUAUUAUGAAAAGGAUGGUGAUGAGUCUUCGCCAAUUUUAACAAGCUUUGAGAUAGUGAAAGUUCCUGACCCUCAGAUGUCCAUGGAGAAUUUAGUUGAGAGCAAACACCACAAGCUUGCCCGGAGUUUAAGAAGUGGACCUUCUGACCAUGACCUCAAACCUAAUGCUGCCACGAGAGAUCAGCUUAAUAUUAUUGUGAGCUAUCCACCCACCAAGCAACUUACAUAUGAAGAACAGGAUCUUGUUUGGAAGUUUAGAUACUAUCUAACUAAUCAAGAAAAAGCUUUGACAAAAUUCCUGAAAUGUGUUAAUUGGGAUCUACCUCAAGAGGCCAAACAGGCCUUGGAACUUCUGGGCAAAUGGAAGCCAAUGGAUGUAGAAGACUCCUUGGAGCUCUUGUCUUCUCAUUACACCAAUCCAACAGUGAGGCGCUAUGCUGUUGCCCGCUUGCGACAGGCAGAUGAUGAGGAUUUGUUGAUGUACCUAUUACAACUGGUCCAAGCUCUCAAAUAUGAAAAUUUUGAUGACAUAAAGAAUGGAUUAGAACCAACUAAGAAAGACAGUCAGGGUUCAGUAUCAGAGUGUGUGACAAAUUCAGGAAUAAAUUCUUCAGAAAUAGAAAGCUCCCAGAUCAUAUCCAGCCCCCUUCCUCCAGUGUCUUCUCCUCCUCCUGCAUCCAAAGCAAAGGAAGGUUCAGAUGGUGAAAAUCUAGAGCACGAUCUCUGUACCUUCUUGAUAUCAAGAGCCUGCAAAAAUUCAACACUGGCUAAUUAUUUAUACUGGUAUGUAAUUGUGGAAUGCGAAGAUCAAGAUACUCAGCAGAGAGACCCAAAGACGCACGAAAUGUAUUUGAAUGUAAUGAGAAGGUUCAGCCAAGCACUGCUGAAGGGUGAUAAGUCUGUCAGAGUGAUGCGCUCUUUGCUGGCCGCACAGCAGACAUUUGUAGACCGACUGGUGCACCUGAUGAAGGCAGUACAGCGUGAAAGUGGAAAUCGUAAGAAAAAGAAUGAGAGACUGCAGGCAUUGCUUGGAGACAAUGAAAAGAUGAACUUGUCAGAUGUGGAACUUAUCCCAUUGCCUUUAGAACCCCAGGUGAAAAUUAGAGGAAUAAUCCCAGAAACUGCUACACUAUUCAAGAGUGCUCUUAUGCCUGCACAGUUAUUCUUUAAGACAGAAGACGGCGGCAAGUAUCCAGUCAUAUUUAAGCACGGGGAUGAUUUACGUCAAGAUCAACUUAUUCUUCAGAUCAUUUCACUCAUGGACAAGCUGCUAAGGAAAGAAAACCUGGAUUUGAAGUUGACUCCCUAUAAAGUAUUAGCCACUAGUACAAAACAUGGCUUCAUGCAGUUCAUCCAGUCGGUUCCAGUUGCCGAAGUUCUUGACACAGAAGGAAGCAUUCAGAACUUUUUUAGAAAAUACGCUCCAAGUGAGAAUGGACCAUAUGGGAUCAGUGCUGAAGUUAUGGACACUUACGUUAAAAGCUGUGCUGGAUAUUGUGUGAUCACAUAUAUACUUGGAGUUGGAGACAGGCACUUGGAUAACCUUUUGCUGACAAAAACAGGUAAACUUUUCCACAUUGACUUUGGAUAUAUUUUGGGUCGGGACCCAAAGCCUCUUCCUCCUCCGAUGAAGCUAAAUAAAGAAAUGGUGGAAGGGAUGGGGGGCACCCAGAGUGAGCAGUACCAAGAGUUCCGUAAACAGUGUUACACAGCUUUUCUCCACCUUCGGAGGUAUUCUAACCUCAUUUUAAACUUGUUUUCCUUGAUGGUGGAUGCAAACAUUCCAGACAUUGCUCUUGAACCAGAUAAAACUGUGAAAAAGGUUCAAGAUAAAUUCCGUCUGGACUUGUCCGAUGAAGAGGCAGUGCAUUACAUGCAGAGUCUGAUUGAUGAAAGUGUUCAUGCUCUGUUUGCUGCUGUGGUAGAACAGAUUCACAAAUUUGCCCAGUAUUGGAGAAAAUGAAGCCACGUUUGGUCUGUAGAAAUGUUUGGCUCUAUAUGAAAGUACACUCAAAGCAACCUGUAUACAAUGAAGAAUUCAAAGUAACAAGGAACAAAGCCUGUAAUAUUCAAGAUACUGUAUAUAUUUAAGUUUUACAUUGUGCCUGGAUUACAUUUUCUUGAAUAUCAUUGCUUAAAAUAUGGUCCUGAUGGGUUUGUUUUGAAAUAUUAUAUACAUUUAUUUUCAAAUGUAUAAAUUGUUUAUAUGCUAAGAAGAAAUUUACUCAGUAAUCAUGUACAUAUUACAAGAGUUCUAAUAAAAUUUUAUGUUGAAAUAGUAAUAUAUUGUAGAUUGAGUUUUAAGCUUCAUUUUUCCAUUUACAACUUUACAUUAAGAGAACAGUUAUAUACAUUUGGAUUAACUGUCUCCAGCUGGAAGAUUUUUUUAUUUUUAUCUUUCCCUCCCUUUUCUCAUUUCUAUGCCCUCUCUAGUUUAGUUUGUUUUAGUUGUUUGAUUGAUUUUUGGACUAAUCUGUAAUAUUUAAAAGUUUUAUAUGUUAUAACUAAUUCUUUUACAUUUUGGAAACUAUAUAUUUCAAAAAUAGUCAUUUUCUCAUGUAAAUGUUGUCAUCUCUUUAUAAAGUAUAUUUUAACCACUUUUCUCUCCGUUUGUAAUUAAAGCAAAGUAUAAAAACGUAUCUAGAUAACUCACCAAAGUUAAUGCAGUUAUAGUUUUUGACGCUGAGUAGUUUUAAAAUAGUUGUAUGUAGGCAUAACUUGUAAUUUAGUAUUUUAUUACUUUGGUUAUUCAUGAUUCAACAGGGGUAUACAAAAUUAUAAAAUCUUAAUAUAUUUUCACAUUCACGUGUGUGUGUGUGUGUGUGUGUGUGUGUGUGUGUGUGUAUAAUUCAUGACAUUCACUGGCAAAGACUUGUGUGUUCCAUCCCCUUCCCUCUAACCAUCACCAUAUCCUCAUAAAGUCUAAAACACGGUUUGGUUACUAUUUAACAAGUUUAUUUGCUCCAAUUGUCUAUUUUCCUUACAUCAAUGAAGCUAGCCUGUAGGUUUCUUUUCUUACUUAAUAUUUAUGAUGCAAACUUAGUUUUCAAAAGCUUUGUGAACUAUUGAUAGUUCCCCUAGAGCUACUAAUUUGUAUAGCUUUUCUGACUUAACUAACAUAAUUUCUGGUUAUUUCCUGACUAGUAUUCUUUCUAUCCCAGUAUAGCCUCUGUAUGCUCACAGAAUGCCGAGACCAUACAGAAGUGGCAAGAGCUGCACAGUGAUCAUCUUUACACAUUAAUCUCUUAAUGUAGUUAUCUGUUUUGCAAGAAAAUAAUAUUUUUGUGCUUCUGAGUAAAUAUAAAAUACCAAAUGAAGGAAAGUAAGGUUAAAUGAAGGCAGUUUGCAAGGAUGACGUUAAUUAAUAAAGUCUGUUCUUCAACAAA